AGCAGGACAGGCAAUCGAGUCUAAAGGCGCCCAGCCAGCGACGGACACGGACGAGGAAGGUGCAGGUGAUGUCGAGGAGUGUGGGUUUAGGUGGCAGGAUGGCAGUCGCCAAGCUCCUCCUUGCCUUCCUCUUUCUCCACUCUUUCUGUGAAGGCUCCAACCAGCCACCACGUUUCCUGAACUACUUCUUCUCGACCUACCUUCUCAUCUAUGAAGACACACCUAUUGGUUCAUCGGUGGCCCAGCUGAAGGCAGAUGAUCCUGAAGGUGAACCCCUCAUCUAUGGGGUUUCAGGAGAAGAGGCCAUGAAGUAUUUCGCUGUGACCAAAGAAACCGGUGUGGUCUGGCUUCGACAGCAACUCGACCGUGAGACCAAGUCAGAGAUGCAGGUCGAAUUCUACGUGAGUGACAAUCAAGAGGUGGUCAAAGACACAGUUAACAUCCAGAUCGGAGAUGUGAACGAUAACGCCCCAAACUUCCACGGGCAGCCAUACACUGUCAAUAUUCCAGAGGACACACCGGUGGGCAGAUCCAUAUUCAUGGUAAACGCCUCCGAUCCAGACCAAGGCACUGGGGGCAGUGUUCUCUUCUCCUUUCAGCCACCUUCUGCCUUUUUCGCCAUUGAUGGCGCCCGAGGCACUGUCACUGUGACCAGAGCUCUGGACUAUGAGACGACGACAGCCUACCAGCUCACCGUCAACGCUACGGAUCAAGACAAAAUCAGACCUCUGUCCCGGCUUGCCAGCUUGGCUAUCACCAUCACUGAUGUCCAAGACAUGGAUCCCAUUUUCACCAAUCUGCCCUACAGUACCAACAUAGUAGAGGAUGUUCCCCUGGGAUACGAAGUGCGGAAGAUAACAGCCAUUGACCAGGAUCUUGGUCGACCAAGAGGAAUCGGCUACACCAUCAUCACAGGAAACACAAACAGUGUUUUUGCCCUGGACUACAUCAGUGGAUCCCUGACAGUGAAUGGGCAGCUGGACAGAGAAAACCCCCUCUACUCAGCAGGAUUCUCUCUGACUGUCAGGGCCACCGAGCUGAAUGAUGACCGCAGUCCAUCUAGGGCAACGGUGGUGACCACCUUCACCAUCCUGUUAAUUGACAAGAAUGACAACGCCCCGAAGUUCAACAGUUCUGAAUAUCGGGUCCGCAUCACCGAACUGGCACAGGUGGGCUUUGCCCUGCCCCUCUUCAUCCAGGCAGAAGAUAAGGACGAGGGGGUGAACAGCAUGUUCCAAGUGUUUCUGACAGGAAACAAUUCAGAAUACUUCACCAUCUCCCCCACAGCGGUGCAAGGGCGUGCCGACAUCAGGAUGAGGGUUGCCAUGCCGCUGGACUACGAACAGAUUCGCAGCUUCAGUUUUUCACUUUAUGCAAAUGAAUCCAUUUCGGAUCAUGUGGGAUUUGCUCGCGUCUUUAUUGAACUAAUCAAUGAGAAUGAUAACCGCCCCAUCUUCAGCAGACCCCUCUACAACAUCAGCCUCCCUGAAAACACACCACCUGGUACAUCGCUGCUGCGCAUCCUGGCCACAGACGGAGAUGCAGGCACUUUUGGGAUUGUGCGGUACUACUUCACUGAUGAGCCAGACCAGUUUUCAAUUGAUGAAGAGACAGGCUGGGUCGUUCUGCAGGCCAGCCUUGACUAUGAGUUAAUGCGCCGCUUCACGCUGACUGUGCUGGCAAAGGACGGCGGUGGGGAGGAGACCACGGGGAGGGUCCGAGUCAACGUAUUGGACGUCAACGACAACGCGCCACUCUUCCAAAAGGAGGCGUAUGUGGGCUCUCUGCGAGAGAACGAACAGACUGUGCAGUCAGUGGCACGAAUCAGGGCUACAGAUGAAGAUUCUCCUCCCAACAACGUGUUGACAUAUACCAUCAUUUCAGCGUCGGCCUUCCCUGAUUACUUCCGUAUCAUCAUGGUGGAAGGCUACGCAGUGAUCAGUGUCAUCAGACCUCUGGACUAUGAGAUGGUUCCCAAGGGCAUGAUCUAUCUGACAGUGAUGGCCAAAGAUGGGGGAAAUCCAGCCCUCAACAGCACUGUUCCUGUUACGGUGGAGGUGAUUGAUGAAAAUGACAACCCACCCGAGUUCAGCAAGCAGUCCUACAUCAUCAAAAUCCCCGAGAACAUUAUCGCCGGGGCUACUGUGCUGCUUGUGAAUGCUACUGAUUUGGACGCCUCACGGGAGUUUGGCCAGGCCUCACUCAUCUACUCCCUGGAGGGCUCCUCUCAGUUCCGUCUCAACUCACGCUCAGGAGAGAUUACUACCACAGCACUGCUUGACCGUGAACUGAAGUCAGAGUACAUCCUGAUAGUCAGAGCAGUGGAUGGAGGCGUGGGCCCACAGCAGAAGACUGGGAUUGCCACGGUGAACAUCACCAUCCUGGACAUCAACGACAAUGCCCCCAUGUGGCGAGACGAGCCAUAUAAUGCCAACGUAGUUGAGAUGAGUCCUAUCAACACUGAUGUCAUCUCUGUGUUGGCAGUGGACCCUGACAAUUGGGAGAAUGGGACAGUGAUAUACAGUAUCAAUCCAGAAAAUCCUUUCUACACCAUCAACAGCAGUACUGGGAAGAUCCGCACCAGUGGGGUAACACUGGACAGGGAAAGCACAAACCCUAGGGACACGGACCUUAUGAGGACUAUCGUCGUGUCAGCUGUCGACCGUGGUACACCUCCACUGCGUGCAUCAGCAAGCACCACAGUAUUUGUCAACCUGCUGGAUCUCAAUGACAAUGACCCAACCUUCCUUAAUCUGCCAUCUGUGGCUGAAGUACCCGAGGGACUUCCCAUUGGAUCCUCAUUUUUUAGGAUCCAGGUUGAGGACCCUGACGAAGAUAAGAAUGGUUUGAUUACACUAGCAUUACAGAUGGGAAUGCCUCGCCUCGAUUUCUACCUGAACAUCUCCACUGGCGUCCUCACCUCAUCGGCAGUCCUGGAUCGUGAGCGGAUCCAACAGUACCAAUUGAGGAUAAUUGCAUACGAUGCAGGACGGUUCCCUCGUACCUCUACAUCAACCCUCACUGUCAUAGUUCUGGAUGUAAAUGAUGAGACGCCCACCUUCAACCCUCGCGUGUACAAUGUUUCCCUGAAGGAGAGCGUCCCUAGAGACCACACUGUAGCCCGCCUCAGCUGCUUUGACAACGACGCGGGUCUCAACGCUGAACUUAGCUACUUCAUCACAGAUGGUAAUCAGGAUGGUAAAUUCAGCGUGGGUUUCAGAGACGGUAUUGUUCGGACAGUGGUCGGUCUAGACAGAGAGACGCAAGCAGCGUACACUCUGAUCAUAGAAGCUAUAGACAACGGUCCGGCUGGCAGCCGAAGGACAGGCACGGCUACCGUGUUUGUCGAGGUGCAGGACGUUAAUGACAACAGACCCAUCUUCCUCCAAAACAGUUACGAGACCAGCAUACUGGAAAGUGUUCCCCGAGGAACAAGCAUCCUUCAGGUUCAAGCUACAGAUGCAGACCAGGGAGAGAAUGGGAGAGUCCUGUACAGGAUCCUCACUGGGAACAGCAACAAUCUGUUCAGUAUAGAGAGAGACACCGGACUGGUGACAAGAGGCCUCAGGGCUCUGGACAGAGAAACCAGCAGCUCCCAUAUGUUGGAAGUGGAGGCGUACAACAGUGAUGAGGGCAGCAUGAGGAGCUCUGUGAGGGUGAUCAUAUACGUAGACGAUGCCAAUGAUGAGGUGCCGGUGUUUACCCAGCAACAGUACAACCGUCUGGGCCUGAGAGAGACCGCUGGCAUCGGCACCUCUGUGAUUGUGGUGCGUGCCACUGACCGUGAUACUGGUGAUGGUGGAGCCGUCGCCUACGCCCUCAUAUCCGGCUCAGACCGCAAGUUUGAGGUAGACGUAAGCACCGGCCUGGUUACCACUGUGGACUACCUGGACUACGAGACCAAGACCUCCUACCUCAUGAACGUCUCAGCCACCGACCAAGCUCCGCCGUUCCACCGCGGCUUCUGCACCGUUUACGUCACGUUACUUAACGAGCUGGAUGAGGCCGUGGCCUUCUUCUCCGCUGGUUACGAGGCUUCGCUUCGUGAGAACAUCGCCACGGGCACAGAGGUGGUCCAGGUGCAGGCGCAGUCCGCCGACAACUUGAACCAGCUGAAGUACCGCUUCGACCCCGACACGUCACCCGCAGCUCUGGCCCUCUUCAAGAUAGACAGCGUCACGGGCCGCAUCACAGUGACAGGCCUGCUGGACAGAGAAAAGGGUGAUAUGUACACGCUGACUGUUGUCGCUGAUGAUGGAGGACCCAAAAAGGACUCCACUGUGAAGGUGUCCAUCACCAUUCUGGAUGAGAAUGACAACAGUCCAGAGUUUGACAUCACAUCUGAUAUUUCACGCGCCAUCCCAGAAAACACACCCAAGGGUACAAAGGUGGCAGUAGUUCUGGGAAGGGACAGAGAUGCUGGUUUAAAUGGACUGGUCAAUUUCACUCUGGUGGCAGGCAACAUGGAAGAUGUGUUCAUGAUCAAGACAGUGAACAACACUUACGGAGAGGUUUAUGUCAAUGCUCCUCUGGACAGGGAGUCUGUAGACCGCUAUCUACUGAAGGUCCGUGCCACUGACAAUGGCUCACCUCCCAGACACACGGACCACUCUCUCACCAUCAACAUACUGGACGUUAAUGAUAAUGCGCCAGUUGUUGAGAGCCAGAGGGGCUACAACGUCAGCGUGAAUGAGAACGUUGGAGGAGGUACAUCAGUCGUCCGUGUGAUGGCGACAGACCGGGACAUCGGUCCCAAUGCCAUGCUGUUUUACUACCUCACUGCUGGAAACCAGGACCUGACCUUCCGCAUGGACCGAGUGACCGGAGAGAUGGUGACGCGCCCAUCCCCUCCCGAUCGAGAGCGCCAGGCCGAGUACCGACUAACGGUCACCGUGGAAGAUGACGGCACGCCACCUCUGUCGACCUCAACCACCAUCUACGUUCGUAUUGUGGAUGAGAACGAUAACGCCCCGGAGUUCCCCGAAGAGGAGUACGUCACAGUGCUGAGCGAGGGACCGGAGACAGUGGGUGCCACCAUCGCUACGGUAACGGCCAUUGACCCAGAUGAGGGUUUGAACGGCACCUUGCGAUAUGCCAUCGCUUCAGGCAACCUGAUCCAGACUUUUAACAUCAACAGCAUCACGGGGAGAAUUACCGCUGUGAAGGAGCUGGACUUUGAGAUCAGCAACGGACAUUAUGCGCUGGUGGUCACAGCUACGGACCAGUUUACUGAAGGUCAGCCAGGGCCUCGGGUGUGGACGCUCCGAGCCAGGGAUGAAGACUCCGGGCUCAACGGCAAAGUGGAGUACAGCAUCACCGGUGGAGAUUUCCAAAACGAGUUCAUGGUUUCCCCAGUGGAGGGUGAGCUUCGAGUGAGAAAGGAUGUAGAGCUCGACAGAGAGACCACUGCCUUCUACAACAUCACUGUCACAGCCCGAGAUCUGGGAACCCCGUCUCGCAACAGCUCGGUGCUGGUGGGGGUUUAUGUCCUUGAUAUCAAUGAUAACGACCCGGUCCUCCUUAACCUGCCUUACAACACAAGUGUAAGUGAAGGCGCGUCAGUACACACGUCUGUGGCCAGAGUCCGGGCGCAAGAUGCAGACAGCGGACGCAACGCACUGCUCACUUAUAACAUCACUGCUGGCAACCAGGAUGGAGCCUUCUACAUCAAUGACACAACUGGUGUCGUCCAGGUCAACAGACCACUAGACAGAGAGCGAGUAGCGGAAUACACGCUCACCAUCACCGUCAAAGACAACCCCGAGAAUCCCCGCAUCGCUCGUAGGGAUUCAGACUUCUUGGUUAUCACCAUUUUGGAUGAGAAUGACAAUAGGCCUGUGUUUACCAGGAGCAGCUACAGGGCUGAAAUCACAGAAAACUCUGCUGCAGGAACCACUGUAACAGUUUUAAAUGGACCAGUUCUAGCUGAGGAUAAAGACAUUGGACAUAAUGCUGUGGUGAAGUACCGCCUGCUGGGACCCAGGGUGGACCUCCUCACCGUAGAUGCUGAUACUGGUGUGAUACUUGUGCGCCAGGGAGCAAAGUUGGACCGAGAGGCAUUUCAGGAGCCUCGUGUAGAGCUGUUUCUGGUUGCGGAGGACAUAGGAGGUUUAAACAACAGCGUACCUCUCACAGUUACCAUCCUGGAUCAAAAUGACAACCCUCCUGUCUUUAGCCCGUCCAGUUUCAGCGUUCGACUUCCUGAAAACAGCCCGACUGGUGUUGUGGUGACUCAGCUGUCUGCCACCGAUGCUGACUCUGGCUCUAACGGAUGGCUGACGUACCGGUUGGAAAGUGGCGCAGAGGACCGCUUUGUGGUCGAAGCGCUGUCUGGCGCUGUCUUAGUGGGCAACGCCACGCUUGACAGAGAGGAGCGCGGAUCCUACCGUCUUGUCAUCAUAGCAACUGACCGCGGCACACCCCCUUUGUCUGGCACGGCCACCCUGACUGUUAUCCUGGAUGAUGUCAACGACUCACGGCCACGUUUUAUACAGCCUGUAACCGUGAUAAACGUCAAUGAGUCCACUCCACCCGGUGUGGUGGUAGCCACGCUGACUGCCGAGGACCCUGAUCUGCAUCCGCGGCUGGAGUAUUACAUUAUUUCCGUGGAGGCAAAGGAUGAUGGGAACAAGCCAGUGGAUGGGCUCCAGGAGUCCUUUGGGAUUGAUCUACACACAGGCGCGGUAUUCGUACGCAACCCUCUCAACAGAGAGCUGGUAGCUACAUUUGAGAUCAUUGUGUCUGUACAUGACAAUGCCAGCGACGUUAUUGACAGGUCAGGAAGUGUUCCCAAUGCAAGAUUAACCAUCAACGUGUUGGAUGUAAAUGACAAUGCUCCUCGUUUCCGGCCUUUUGGAGUGACUAACUUCACAGAGAAGAUUUUAGAAGGAGCUCAGCCAGGCACAACGCUGUUGUCAGUGUCAGCUGUAGAUCCAGACAAGGGUCCCAAUGGCCAGAUCAUCUACCAACUGCUUCACUUGCCUCGAGGGGGAUACGUUAGACUAGAGGACCCUUCAGUUGGUAAGAUCGUAGCCAACCAGACGGUGGAUUUUGAGCAGGUCCAAUGGCUGAAUUUUACAAUUCGUGCUCAGGACCACGGCACUCCUCCCAAGAUUGCUGAGCUGCCAGUUUAUCUGCGUAUUGUAGAUGUCAACGACAACAACCCUGUCUUUGUACAACCGUCAUAUCAGGAGCCUGUGUUUGAGAAUGUAGACUUAGGCACCACCAUAGUUCGCGUCCAUGCUACAGAUGCUGAUUCUGGCCUCUUUGCAGUGAUUGAGUACAGCCUGGUAGAUGGAGAGGGCAAGUUUGGAAUCAGACCAUCUACUGGAGAGAUCUACAUCCUGUCCCCUCUAGACAGAGAGACAAAAGAUCACUACACUUUAACAGCUGUCGCCCGAGACAAUCCCGGCGACAGUCCAAACAAGAGACGAGAGAACUCUGUCCAGGUCCUGGUGACUGUUCUCGAUAUCAACGACUAUCGGCCGCGCUUCUCAGAGCGAGUGUACAACACCAGUGUGUUUGAGAAUGAGCCCAGUGGUACUUCUGUGAUAACAAUAAAGGCUACUGACCUGGAUGAAGGCGAGAAUGGCGCAGUACUCUACAACAUGUUGGGACCCCAUUCAGAUGCGUUCUCCCUGGAUCCAAACACAGGACUGGUGCGAUCGCGACGUCUGCUUCAGUCGUCGGAACGUUUCAACCUGACUGUGGUGGCUACAGACCAGGGGCGUCCCCCCCUAUGGGGCACAGCGGACCUGAUCAUCAUAGUCAUAGAUGUCAAUGACAACAGACCUGUGUUUGUUAGGCCAGCCAAUGGAACUAUCAUCCAUAUCCUAGAGGAACAACGUCCAGAACUGGUGGUGUAUGAAGUGCAUGCUACAGAUGCUGAUGCGGGGCUCAAUGGAGAAGUGCGCUAUGCCUUCCUGCAGACGGGAGCCGGUAACAGAGACUGGGAAAACUUUCACAUUGAUGCCGUGACUGGAGUCAUUACUACUACUGCAAAGCUUGACCGAGAGAAGCAGGCCUUGCUUAGCCUUAUUAUUGUGGCCCGUGACAUGGGCCAGCCAGUGCCUUAUGAGACCACACAGCCUCUGCAGGUGGCGCUGUCGGACAUCGACGACAAUGAGCCUGUCUUCCUCAAACCGCCUCGUGGUGGCUUGCCUUACCAGAAGCUGACAGUGCCUGAGCACUCCCAUCCAGGAACCAUUGUGGGCAACAUAACCAGAGCUGUGGACGCCGAUGAAGGCUCCAAUGCAAUCGUCUACUACUUUAUUGCAGGAGGAAACAGCGAUGGAAACUUUGGCUUGAGUCUAGAUGGAGAGUUAAAAGUGCUCAAAGAUCUGGACCGAGAGGAGAUCCCAGUCUACUCCAUCAUAAUCAAGGCUUCCAGCAACAAAAGCUGGACUCCCCCCAGGGGUCAGAGGUCAUUACGGGCUAAAGCUCUGGAUCCGGCUCAAGACCCCAGUCUGCUGGAAGUCCGGAUUGAACUGGAAGACAUCAAUGACCAGACACCACGCUUCAUAAAGGCAGAGUACACUGCAGGAGUUGCAGCAAACGCCAAAGUGGGCUCAGAGCUUAUCAAGUUGGUGGCUAUAGAUAAUGAUAUAGGCAACAACAGCGUGGUCCAGUACCACAUUGUUACGAUCCGCUACUUCCACUCACAGAACAACGGCAGUGAGGAUGUUGGCAAUAUGUUCAUCAUCGGUUUGACAGAUGGCAUCAUCCGCACUUACGAUCUCUUCACAGCCUUUAAUCCCGGCUACUUCCAGCUUGAGAUUUUGGCAUGUGAUUUCGCUGGACACAGCACAACAACUAAUGUGAAUAUCUAUAUUCUCCGGGAUGACCAGAGGGUCAAGAUAGUCUUCAAUGAGAUUCCCGAUUUUGUUCGUGCAAACCAGGAAGAUUUCAUCAACCUGCUCUCCAACAUCACCGGUGCUAUUGUCAAUUUAGAUGACAUACAGUUUCAUGUGGACAAGAAGGGCAGAGUGAGCUAUGUUCAGACUGAUAUGCUCAUCCACGUUGUCAACAAUCAGACCAACACCAUCCUAGACGUUGAAAGGGUUAUUCAGAUGAUCGAUGAAAACAAAGAGCAGCUGAGAAACCUGUUCAGAAAAUACAAUGUUGUGGACGUCCAGCCAGCUGUUGGGGACAAACUGCCAGACGACAUCUCUACUCUGCAGCUGGUCAUCAUUAUCUUGGCUGUGCUGCUGUGCUUUGCGGGGAUUUUGUUUGUCACAAUGAAUUGGCAUUAUCGCAGAGUACAUGAGAGGAAGUUGAAAGCAAUUGUCGCAGGAUCAACAGGAAACCAGGGACUAAUGGAUAUCCUGGACAUGCCCAACACUAACAAGUACUCCUUUGAGGGGGCCAAUCCAGUGUGGCUGGACCCAUUCUGUCGCAACCUGGAGCUGGCUGCUCAGGCUGACCAUGAGGAUGACCUGCCUGAGAACCUGAGUGAGAUAACUGACCUGUGGAACAGCCCCGCACGCACUCACGGCACAUUUGGUCGAGAGCCUCAAGCGAAACCUGAGGAUGAUCGUUACUUGAGGGCAGCAAUUCAGGAGUACGACAACAUUGCUAAACUAGGCCAUAUCAUGAGGGAGGGCCCUAUCAAGGGUUCCCUGCUCAAGGUGGUCCUGGACGACUACCUGAGACUGAAAAAGCUCUUUGCAGCACGGCUUGUCACAGCAUCCACAACCGAAGGAGACAUCUCAUCUGUCACUGAGCUGAUCCAGAGCGAUUUGGAUGAUGAGGACGAUGAGCAUCUGAGUAUGGGUGGAGGUCGGGGCACUCUCCGUUUCAAGCACAAGCUUCCUGUGGAGUUGAAAGGGUCUGAGGGUGUGCACGUGGUCCACGGCAGCACAGGCACGCUCCUCACGUCUGACCUCAACAGCCUGCCUGAGGACGACCAGCGGGCCCUGGCACGUUCUCUGGAGGCACUCAAUUCUGAUGGGGUGCUGUACUCUGAGCGCAACGCCCGUACAGAGUCUGCAAAGUCCACCCCGAUGCACCGCCACAAGGAUGGGGACACCCUGUCCGAGAGUCCGCUGGAGAUCACAGAGUUAUGACUAGCCGAGGCCUCGCUGGUCUGAGAGCAAACCACGACUCGUGUGUGUGUGUGUGUCCUUGUGCCUCCACACCGCCACCCUGAUAAGUUUGGGAAGGACUGGAGGAGCAGUGUGUGUAGUCUAGGGAACAUCAUCAUCGAUCGUCAGUGCAUCAUUGAGACAUCCCGAUAAAGGACGAACGCAGCACUGGGUCAGCGUCGGUGGAUGUUGCAUUGGAAACGGUCCCGUGUUGGAUUUUGUCAAGAGAUGGUUUAUUUAAAAAGAAAACAUAUUAAUAAAGGAAAGUGACAAGCUCGACACUUUCCUUCAGCAAGACAGAAAAAAAACCUGGUUUCAUCAACUUUUAUUUGAAGAGCUGAGUGGAAAAGAGGGACUAAGCCUCCCUGUGGGAGAAGCUUGUUGAACCACGACCUUAAAAUCGUCAGAAGGUGCCUCGUUCUCACUAAACUUUUUGAAGGCAUGCCUGGACUGCAGACACUCACACAAACGCACACACACACUCAAAAUAAAUAAAUAGAAUAAAAAUGAUGCUACACACACUCAGACCAGCGGAUGGCCGUCAAUGGGAGACUGAGACAAUAACAAUUCCUUAUCACGCCGAUAUUUUUCCUUAUUGAAAGAUGCCUAUGUCUGUGUUGAAUGAGAUAUUAGAUGUUGUUGUUGGGACUUUAUUGACGAACACUUUAUGGAUACAGGGGAACCUCUGUAUUUUCCCAGUGAUGCUCACGGAGUGGCGUUUUCGCCUCACACAAAGGGAUGAGGAGGCCUGAGCUCUUUUUGAUCAUCUGAAGAGCAGCAGAGAACAUUCAGACUCUAGUCCAGCUCACUUUGUAGAGCAUAACUGUGUUAUGCUUUCACAGUUAAAGCAAGAACCUGCAUAAGAAGACGAAGACUUCUUAAAUGAUGAACAUGGUGGAUGAAGGAUGACUGUUAUCUGGCACUGGGGUUACAGGGAGUAAAUAAUUCUUUGAUAUUAAGGGCAGUUAGAGAAAGCGUUGAUAAAGACUUAUAGAUGGGGAAAACUAUGAAUUAUCCCAUUUUAUAGACAUAAAGAAGGCAUUGUGCCCAGAGACUUUACACUGCCACCUGAGGGAGUAAAAGUCAUGCUCCAAUGAGCAAUGUUUGCUUUAUUUUUUUAUUUUCUAGAAUAUGUGAUGGAAUUAAAAGAUAUUUUUGAAGAAAAAAAAAUAUGCUGGCUUACCAAAAUCGGUAGGGAACAACUUUGGAUGUUUGGAGUAUGUGUAUUUUGUGCUAUGGUGACAUGUCGUUCUGUUUUCCUUUGCAGGACAACUAAUGCUGUUUCUGAUGAGUGGUGUGUUUUAAAAAAAUAAUGAUUUUUUAUAUUCCCAUUUUGUAAGUUUUUAUUUCUUUGUCAUUUUUGUCACCAGCCCUGAGAUCUGUGUUGGGAAAUGUUGUGGGAUGGUCUGUGGUAAUAAAAAGACUUAUGCAAUGGC
Molecule: messenger RNA, 11518 nt
Organism: Neolamprologus brichardi
Lineage: Eukaryota; Metazoa; Chordata; Actinopteri; Cichliformes; Cichlidae
Source: RefSeq, a predicted model, not a curated record